AUGUGUCUCAUCCCAGCUGGAAAGGCACAUCAGUCAGUUCACACACGGAGGAAACCGUUCACAUGCUCAGACUGUGGGAAGGGAUUUUUUUGGUCGUCCCAACUGCUGAUACACCAGCGAGUUCACACUGGGGAGAGGCCGUUCACCUGUUCUAUGUGUGGGAAGGGAUUCACUCAGUUAUGCAACCUGCAAGCACACCAGUCAGUUCACAGUGGGGAGAGGCCACACAGCUGUUCUAUGUGUGGGAAAGGAUUCACCCAGUUAUGCAGCUUACAGGCACACCAUUCGUUUCACAGUGGGGAGAGGCCAUUUACGUGUUCUGAAUGUGGGAAGGGAUUCACUCGAUCAUCCACCCUUAUGUCACAUUACCGAGUUCACAUUGGGAAGAAACCAUUCACCUGCAAUAAAUGUGGUAAGGGAUUCUCUAAGUUAUCCAACCUGCAGAGACACAACCGCAUUCACACUGGGGAGAGACUGAAGAAGAUGAGCUGA
Messenger RNA from Hypanus sabinus (Atlantic stingray), 492 nucleotides. RefSeq names its product zinc finger protein 239-like. NCBI's taxonomy places the organism in Eukaryota, Metazoa, Chordata, Chondrichthyes, Myliobatiformes, Dasyatidae. The record is from RefSeq and is a predicted model, not a curated record. Gene Ontology annotation, biological process: regulation of transcription by RNA polymerase II. Gene Ontology annotation, molecular function: DNA-binding transcription factor activity, RNA polymerase II-specific; RNA polymerase II cis-regulatory region sequence-specific DNA binding. The transcript is spliced from 3 exons. Bases 1 to 492 code for a protein of 163 amino acids. Gene Ontology annotation, cellular component: PcG protein complex; transcription regulator complex.